Miniopterus natalensis is the source of this 2020-nucleotide messenger RNA. RefSeq names its product homeobox D13 (gene HOXD13). The record is from RefSeq and is a predicted model, not a curated record. Gene Ontology annotation, molecular function: DNA binding; DNA-binding transcription factor activity, RNA polymerase II-specific. NCBI's taxonomy places the organism in Eukaryota, Metazoa, Chordata, Mammalia, Chiroptera, Miniopteridae. Gene Ontology annotation, biological process: regulation of DNA-templated transcription.
UUCGCGUACCCCGGGAGCUCCGAGCGCGCGGGCUCCGCCUCGUCGUCGUCAUCCUCGGCUGUGGUCUCAGCGCGCCCGGAGGCUCCCUCUGCCAAAGAGUGCCCUGCGCCCGGGGCGGCCGCUGCAGCGCCCCCGGGCGCCCCGGCUCUGGGCUACGGCUACCACUUCGGCAACGGCUACUACAGCUGCCGCAUGUCGCACGGGAUGGGCUUACAGCAGAACGCUCUCAAGUCGUCGCCGCACUCCUCGCUGGGCGGAUUCCCGGUGGAGAAGUACAUGGACGUGUCGGGCCUGGCGAGCAGCAGCGUACCGGCCAACGAGGUGCCGGCGCGAGCCAAGGAGGUGUCCUUCUACCAGGGCUACACGAGCCCCUACCAGCACGUGCCUGGCUACAUCGACAUGGUGUCCACCUUCGGCUCCGGGGAGCCCCGGCACGAGGCGUACAUCUCUAUGGAGGGCUACCAGUCCUGGACGCUGGCCAACGGGUGGAACAGCCAGGUGUACUGCGCCAAGGACCAGCCGCAGGGCUCCCACUUUUGGAAAUCUUCCUUUCCAGGGGAUGUGGCUCUAAAUCAGCCAGACAUGUGUGUCUACCGACGUGGGAGGAAGAAGAGGGUGCCCUACACCAAACUGCAGCUCAAAGAACUGGAGAACGAAUAUGCCAUUAACAAGUUCAUUAACAAGGACAAGCGGCGGCGGAUCUCGGCUGCCACGAACCUAUCCGAAAGACAAGUGACCAUUUGGUUUCAGAACCGGAGAGUGAAAGACAAGAAAAUCGUCUCCAAGCUCAAAGAUACUGUUUCCUGAUGUGGGCCAGAUUGGCCACAGAGCGUUUAAAUGCUUUCCGUUGUCUCCAAAGACCUUUGGAAAGACUUGAAUAUGUAUUUAAUUCCCCCCAUCCCCUGCCAGUAAUGGCACAUUUUGUGAAUUGUUUUUCUCUCUUCCCCUUAUCUGGCUCUAAAACUUUUUGCUACCCAACCUGACUUUGUAGUUCUGUUUCUUACUUGUUUAUUAUUGAUUUUGUUCUUUUCUAGGUUUAUUUUUUUAUGACGUUUUUAAUGUUCUGUUUCUCCCUCCAGGCCAGUAUAAAGGACUUGAAGUAUUUUUUAAUACCCCCACACACAAUGAAUUUCAGAAGUGCCAUUCUGACGUUAGGGUUGUUGUUGUUUUUUUAAUCACUUUAUAUGCCUGUUUCCAGCACUGAUUAUCUUCAUAAUCCAUUAGGGCAAAAAGUUUGCAGUCAUUCAUAUCCUGUGAUUGGGUAAUUGAAUCAUUACCUCUCAGCAGUUGCCCUGAGGCGAGUGAAAACAGCUCUGGGCGGCAGCGCUCAAGGGUCACUGGGAACGUCUAAAAACAGGAGGCUGGAGGUACUGUGAUGGCUUUAAAAGCAGCUACCUUAUUAAAUAGGGUUUGUAUUGAUAUUGGAAUGAAGACAAUCUUUCCAACUUCGGGUCUUUCACUUGCUGUUGUAGUUGUAUGUGUUUAAUACACCUUGUAGACUUGUGGUUUUAUAAUCUUUAAUUUGAAAAUAAUGUGUCCUCAUGGAUUCCUUCAUUACCCCAGCUCUGGAUGCAAAUAUUUAAAUGGCUGUAAUUGUCAGAGGUAUCCGUGGAUGGUAUAAAUGCACCCCCUCUCCUUGGCCUCCAGUCUAGGGGACUAGAAUUGAGGCCAUCUCCUCCAUCCCCGGAAAAGGGCUGAAUCAAUGUGGCCAUGGGUGGGAACUUUUAUUCAGAACCCGAUGAAGAACUUGACUGUCUGAACAAACAUAUUGGGCCUCUCUCAGAGCUAUAAAACAUCUAACAAAUGCAAAAAUUGUGAAGCUCUAAGGUCCAAGAAGAAAAAAAAAAUGUUUCUGAAAGUGAUAACUACUUUUAAAGUGCUACAUAUUUAUAUGACAGAGAUUAUUUUUGUAGAUGAAAUGCCUGUGAGCUGGGAUACAUGAGCAGUGCUUCAGGCAUUUAAAAAUCACUUUUUACUCCUAGGGAGAUGCAAAUAAACAGAGCUCUCUUAUUUCCUCUGA